UUCUGAAAGCGGGAGUAUUAAUUGAGACACACAGUUUUUGUAAUACGCCAAUACUACCUGUGAAGAAAGCAGACAAAUCCAAGUACCGGCUGGUACAUGAUUUGCGAGCAGUGAAUGAGAUCGUCCAGGAUAGUCCAGUGGAAGUACCAAAUCCACAUACUCUCUUGACAAAUGUUCCACCUGAAGCUAAGUUUUUCACAGUAAUAGACUUGUGCUCAGCAUAUUUUAGUGUUCCGUUACACGAAGACUCUCAACAUUUGUUUGCGUUCACAUAUCGAGGAAAACAAUAUUGCUAUACUCGAAUGCCACAGGGGUUCAAACAUAGUCCACAUGUGUUUAAUCAGGUGUUAAGAGAGGACCUUGAAGGGUUGCAACUCAAUAGCACCCUGUUACAGUACGUUGACGAUCUGUUAAUAUGCGCAACGACACUCGAGGACUGCCACAGAGACUCAAUUAAGUUACUUCAGAAGUUGGCUGAGGGGGGGCAUAAGACCUCCCGGGCAAAGUUACAAUAUUGCCAGCCCCAGGUCGAGUAUCUGGGAAGAGUUAUAUCACACGCAACAAUCUCAGUGGCACCCUCUCAGUUGGAGGGAGUGAGCAAAGUGCCACUCCCUCUUACAGUGGGACAGAUGAUGACUUUUCUAGGCAUGACUGGUUUCAGCUCAAACUGGAUAGUGGACUAUGCUGUCAAAACUGCACCAUUGCGAGAAAUAAUAAAGCAGGGUGAGACUCAGACAUUGAGGUCACCGCUGAAGUGGACCAAUGAGUCCAGAAUUGCGUUUGAAACAAUCAAACAGGAAAUGCAAACAGCUCCGGCGUUGGCAACACCAGACUAUGGCAAACCGUUCUUUUUGUACGUGUCAAAUAGACAUAACAUGUAUGCAUCUGCAGUGUUGAUGCAAGAAACCUGUAGUGGUCGAAGGAAACAACCCCUUGCAUACUACAGCACGAAGCUGGACAAUGUGGUCCAGGGUUGGCCACCAUGUUGUCAAGGGUUGGCUGCCGUUCAUUAUGCGUAUGAGAAGGCAUCAACAAUCAUAAUGGGACAUCCAGUGACAAUAUACACGCAUCAUAAAAUUUCUGAGCUGAUCCACCAAAAUAAGUUUGUGAUAACGCAGGCUCGAUGUUUGCAGUACUUGCCACUGCUGACGUAUCCAGAUGUCACCAUUAAAAGGUGUGCAACGGUAAAUCCUGCAGACACAAUGCCAUUCAGUUUUGAAGGUGAGCCUUAUGAGUGUGUGCCAGAGGCAAUGAAGUACACGAAGUUAAGACCAGAUUUGGAGUCUACACCUUUGUUAAAUGCAGAAGUGACAUACUUUGUGGAUGGAUCGUGUUACAGAGAUCAUUUUGGCAGCCAUGCAGGGUUUGCAGUUAUCAAACAGGAAGGAAGUGAUUUUGUGACAAUAAAGGCUGAGAGUUGUGUACAACCAUGCUCUGCACAAUUAGCUGAGUUGAAGGCUUUGACUGAAGCGUGCAGAACGGCCAAAGGAAAGACAGCAAAUGUGUAUACGGAUUCGGCGUAUGCACAUGAGGAGAAAAGCAGGGCUCCUGAGUCCACGGAGGUGUCAGACGGCCUGGUGGUGCCAGGCGAUCAGGUGUACAUCAAGGUGUACAGGCGAAAGUGGCACGAGCCAAGACGAGAGGGACCCUAUAAGGUGGUGCGAGCAACACCGACGGCUGUCCAAGUGGAAGGGAGCACGACGUGGUACCAUUUAAACCACUGCACCAAGAUGACUGCGCUGGCGGUUACCAAAGAGGCAGAGGCUCAGCUAGCGCAACUGGUGGUCGAGCAGCCUGAUCUAUUUCCCAAUCCGGACGAUCGUGAGGACGAUGACACCGACUCAGAGGACUCAAUGAGCUGUGAGCUGAGACGAGCCAUCCAUGAGGACCACGCCAGCCGAGACGAGUCAUUCCUGAGGGCUAUAAUCGAGGAAGGAGCCAGAUCGUGCGGGAGGACAUCCAUCCAGGAGGCAGGCUAUGAGGAAGGGACCUUCCUCAUCUACUUCGAGCUACCAAAACCUUCAGCACAUUUUCACCUCGACCGCAUCAUCAAUCAGGAGCUUCCUUCCACACCUUCACCUGGCCUGCUUGUGUUUAGCGCAUUAAGGGAGGAGUAA
Messenger RNA from Dunckerocampus dactyliophorus (ringed pipefish), 2117 nucleotides. RefSeq lists its product as uncharacterized. The transcript is spliced from 6 exons. Gene Ontology annotation, molecular function: nucleic acid binding; RNA-DNA hybrid ribonuclease activity. Lineage: Eukaryota; Metazoa; Chordata; Actinopteri; Syngnathiformes; Syngnathidae. Bases 303 to 2117 code for a protein of 604 amino acids. The record is from RefSeq and is a predicted model, not a curated record.